Tachyglossus aculeatus (Australian echidna) is the source of this 9621-nucleotide messenger RNA. RefSeq names its product plexin A4 (gene PLXNA4). The record is from RefSeq and is a predicted model, not a curated record. Gene Ontology annotation, molecular function: protein binding; semaphorin receptor activity. Bases 154 to 5838 code for a protein of 1894 amino acids. Gene Ontology annotation, biological process: positive regulation of axonogenesis; semaphorin-plexin signaling pathway involved in axon guidance; regulation of GTPase activity. NCBI's taxonomy places the organism in Eukaryota, Metazoa, Chordata, Mammalia, Monotremata, Tachyglossidae. The transcript has 32 exons. Gene Ontology annotation, cellular component: semaphorin receptor complex.
GGAAGCAUCCAGUGACACUCCAAGAUGGCCACAUCAGGAAAGAGGAAAGAAACAGCUCUUCCCGCGGUGCAAGGGGGAGAUCGGCCUUGGGACCUGGCCCUCUGAGGACCCUCCUGGGGCUGGACUGGCCUGUUGGGUGGGAGCCUUUCCAAAAUGGCAACCGCGCCUAGGAACUGGGCUUCUCUGCUCUCCCACCUGCUGCUGGCGGUGAUGUGCUCCUCCACCCUCCUCCCUCGGCAGCCCGCGCCCCAGAAGCGGCCCCUGGUCACUUUCAGUAGCGAGCCAGCCGAGGCUUUCAACCACUUGGUGGUGGACGAGAGGACAGGGCAUAUCUACCUGGGGGCCGUCAACCGGAUCUACAAACUCUCCAGCGACCUGAAGGUCCUGGUGACCCACCAGACGGGGCCAGAUGAGGACAAUCCCAAGUGCUACCCACCCCGGAUCGUCCAGACCUGCAACGAACCGCUCGCCCCCACCAACAACGUCAACAAGAUGCUGCUCAUCGACUACAAGGAGAACCGGCUGAUCGCCUGCGGGAGCCUCUACCAGGGUAUCUGCAAGCUCCUACGGCUGGAGGAUCUGUUCAAGUUGGGCGAGCCCUUCCACAAGAAGGAGCACUACCUGAGCGGGGUCAACGAGAGCGGCUCGGUCUUCGGGGUGAUCGUCUCCUACGGCAACCUGGACGACAAGCUGUUCAUCGCCACGGCCGUGGACGGGAAGCCCGAAUACUUCCCCACCAUCUCCAGCCGCAAGCUGACCAAGAACUCGGAGGCAGAUGGCAUGUUCGCCUACGUCUUCCACGACGAGUUCGUGGCCUCCAUGAUCAAGAUCCCGUCGGACACCUUCACCGUCAUCCCCGACUUUGACAUCUACUACGUCUACGGCUUUGGCAGCGGCAACUUUGUCUACUUCCUGACCCUGCAGCCGGAGAUGGUGUCUCCGCCGGGGUCCACCACCAAGGAGCAGGUGUACACCUCUAAGCUCGUGCGCCUGUGCAAGGAGGACACGGCCUUCAACUCCUACGUGGAGGUGCCCGUGGGCUGCGAGCGGGACGGAGUGGAAUAUCGCCUGUUGCAGGCCGCCUACCUCUCCAAGGCCGGGGCCGUCCUGGCCCGGACGCUGGGGAUCCGGCCGGACGAUGCCGUCCUCUUCACCGUCUUCUCCAAGGGCCAGAAGCGCAAGAUGAAAUCGCUGGAUGCGUCGGCCCUGUGCAUCUUCGUCCUCAAGAGGAUCAAUGACCGCAUCAAGGAGAGGCUGCAGUCUUGCUACAGGGGGGAGGGGACACUGGACUUAGCCUGGCUCAAGGUGAAGGACAUCCCCUGUAGCAGUGCGCUCCUGACCAUUGAUGAUAACUUCUGUGGCCUGGAUAUGAACGCCCCCUUGGGCGUUUCGGAGAUGGUGUGGGGCCUGCCCAUCUUCACGGAGGAUGGAGACCGCAUGACCUCGGUCAUCGCCUAUGUCUACAAGAAUCACUCGCUGGCCUUCGUGGGUACCAAGAGCGGCAAGCUGAAGAAGAUUCGUGUGGAUGGCCCCAAAGGGAGUGCCCUGCAGUAUGAGACCGUGCAGGUGGUGGAGCCUGGCCCCAUCCUCCGAGACAUGGCCUUCUCCAAGGACCACGAGCAGCUCUACAUCAUGUCUGAGCGGCAGCUCACCAGGGUCCCCGUGGAGUCCUGCAGCCAGUACCGGAGCUGCAGCGAGUGCCUCGGCUCAGGGGAUCCCCACUGCGGCUGGUGUGUGCUUCACAACACGUGCACCCGGAAGGAGCGCUGUGAGCGGUCGCGGGAACCUCGCCGCUUCGCCUCCGAGAUGAAGCAGUGUGUCCGCCUGACUGUGCAUCCCAACAACAUCUCCGUCUCUCAAUACAGCGUGCUGCUUGUCCUGGAAACCUAUAACGUCCCAGAGCUGUCAGCCGGUGUCAACUGCACCUUCGAGGAUCUGUCGGAGAUGGACGGGCUGGUGGUGGGCAACCAGAUUCAGUGCUAUUCCCCCACGGCCAAGGAGGUGCCCCAGAUCAUCACCGAGAACGGGGACCACCAUAUUGUCCAGCUGCAGCUGAAGUCAAAAGAGACCGGUGUGACCUUUGCCAGCACCAGCUUCGUCUUCUACAACUGCAGCGUGCACAACUCUUGCCUGUCCUGCGUGGAGAGCCCCUACAGAUGUCUCUGGUGCAAGUACCGGCACGUCUGCACCCAUGACCCCCAGACCUGCUCCUUCCAGGAGGGACGCGUGAAGCUGCCAGAGGACUGCCCCCAGCUGCUGCGAGCAGACAAGAUCCUGGUGCCCGUGGAGGUGGUCAAGCCCAUCACACUCAAGGCCAAGAACCUGCCUCAGCCGCAGUCCGGACAGCGGGGCUAUGAGUGCAUCCUCAGCAUCCAGGGCAUCGAGCAGAGAGUACCUGCCCUGCGCUUCAACAGCUCCAGUGUCCAGUGCCAGAACACCUCGUACUCCUACGAGGGCAUGGACAUCAGCAGCCUGCCGGUGGAGCUGACCGUCGUGUGGAAUGGGGACUUCAGUAUUGACAACCCGGCCCAAAACAAAGUUCACCUGUACAAGUGUGGCGCCAUGCGGGAGAGUUGUGGCUUGUGCCUCAAGGCGGACCCGGACUUUGAGUGCGGCUGGUGCCAGGGCCCAAGCCAAGGGCAGUGUACGCUGCGGCACCACUGCCCUGCCCAGGAGCAUCAGUGGCUGGAGCUGGCGGGCCCCAGCGCCAAGUGUACCAACCCCCGCAUCACUGAGAUCAUCCCGGUGACCGGCCCACGGGAAGGAGGCACUAAAGUGACCAUCCGCGGGGAGAACUUGGGCCUGGAGUUCCGGGACAUCGCCGCCCAUGUCAAGGUGGCAGGGGUGGACUGCAGCCCCCUGGUUGCUGGUUACAUUCCUGCGGAGCAGAUCGUAUGUGAAAUGGGGGAGGCGAAACCCAGCCAACAUGCCGGCUUCGUGGAGAUCUGUGUGGCAGAAUGCAAGCCUCAAUUUAUGGCCCGCUCCUCGCAGCUCUACUACUUCAUGACCCUGACCCUCUCUGACCUGAAGCCGAGCCGAGGGCCAAUGUCCGGGGGCACCCAGGUGACCAUCACCGGCUCCAACUUGAACGCGGGCAGCAGCGUGGUGGUCAUGUUUGGGAACCAGCCCUGCCUCUUCCACAGGCGGUCCACCUCGCACAUCAUCUGCAACACCACAGCCUCGGACCCCAGCCUGGACAAGGUCAAGGUGUCGGUGAAGGUGGACCGGGCCCGGAUCCCCCAGGAGCUGCAAUUUGAGUACGUGGAGGAUCCCACCAUCCUGAGGAUCGAGCCUGAGUGGAGCAUCGUCAGUGGCAACACCCCUAUUGUCGUGUGGGGGACCCACCUGGACCUCAUCCAGAACCCCCAGAUCCGAGCCAAGCAUGGCGGGAAGGAGCACGUCAAUGUCUGCGAGGUCCAGAAUGCCACCGAGAUGACUUGCCAGGCUCCAGCCCUCGCCGUGGGGCCGGACCACCAGGCGGACCUGGCCGAGCGGCCCGAGGAGUUUGGUUUCAUCCUGGACAACGUCCAGUCCCUGCUGAUCCUCAACAAGACCAACUUCACCUACUACCCCAACCCCGUGUUCGAGGCCUUCGGCCCCACGGGCGUCCUGGAACUCAAACCGGGCACUCCCAUCAUCCUGAAGGGCAAGAACCUGAUCCCGCCUGUGGCCGGCGGGAACGUGAAGCUGAACUACACAGUGCUCGUUGGGGAGAAGCCAUGCACCGUGACCGUGUCUGACGUGCAGCUGCUCUGCGAAUCUCCCAACCUCAUCGGACGACACAAAGUCAUGGCUCGCGUCGGGGGUCUGGAGUUUUCCCCGGGAACGGUGUACAUCUCCCCGGACAGCCCGCUCAGCCUGCCCGCCAUCGUCAGCAUCGCCGCCGCCGGUGGGCUGCUCCUCGUCUUCAUCGUGGCCGUGCUCAUCGCCUACAAGCGCAAGUCCCGCGAGAGCGACCUCACCCUCAAGCGGCUGCAGAUGCAGAUGGACAACCUGGAGUCCCGCGUGGCGCUCGAAUGCAAGGAAGCCUUUGCCGAGCUGCAGACGGACAUCCACGAACUGACCAGUGACCUGGAUGGAGCGGGGAUUCCCUUCUUGGACUACCGGACUUACACCAUGCGAGUGCUGUUCCCUGGGAUUGAGGCCCACCCCGUCCUGCGGGACCUGGAGGUACCCGGAUACCGGCAGGAGCGUGUAGAGAAGGGGCUGAAGCUGUUCGCCCAGCUCAUCAACAACAAGGUGUUUCUGCUGUCCUUCGUCCGCACCCUGGAGUCCCAGCGCAGCUUCUCUAUGCGGGACCGCGGGAACGUGGCCUCGCUCAUCAUGACUGGCCUGCAGGGCAAGCUCGAGUAUGCCACUGACGUGCUCAAGCAACUGCUCGCUGACCUCAUCGACAAGAACCUGGAGAGCAAGAAUCACCCCAAGCUGCUGCUGCGCAGGACAGAAUCGGUGGCUGAGAAGAUGCUGACCAACUGGUUCACGUUCCUACUCUAUAAAUUCCUCAAGGAGUGUGCGGGGGAGCCCCUCUUCUCCUUGUUCUGCGCCAUCAAGCAGCAGAUGGAGAAGGGCCCCAUCGACGCCAUCACGGGCGAGGCCCGGUACUCGCUGAGCGAAGACAAGCUCAUCCGCCAGCAGAUCGACUACAAGACCCUGGUGCUGAGUUGCGUCAACCCUGACAACGUCAACAGCCCCGAGAUCCCGGUCAAGAUCCUCAACUGUGACACCAUCACCCAGGUCAAGGAGAAGAUCCUAGAUGCCAUCUUCAAGAACGUGCCCUGCUCUCACCGGCCGAAAGCCGCAGACAUGGACCUAGAGUGGCGGCAAGGGAGUGGGGCCAGGAUGAUCCUCCAAGACGAAGACAUCACCACCAAGAUCGAAAAUGACUGGAAGAGGUUGAACACCCUGGCUCACUACCAGGUGCCAGAUGGCUCCGUGGUGGCUCUGGUCUCCAAGCAAGUCACGGCCUACAAUGCUGUCAACAACUCCACCGUCUCCAGGACCUCAGCGAGCAAAUACGAAAACAUGAUCCGGUACACGGGGAGCCCAGACAGCUUGCGCUCCCGCACGCCGAUGAUCACGCCUGAUCUGGAGAGUGGGGUCAAAGUGUGGCACCUGGUGAAGAACCACGAGCAUGGGGACCAGAAGGAGGGGGACCGGGGCAGCAAGAUGGUGUCUGAGAUCUACCUGACACGGCUGCUGGCCACCAAGGGCACCCUGCAGAAGUUUGUGGAUGACCUCUUCGAGACCAUCUUCAGCACCGCCCACCGAGGCUCUGCCCUGCCCCUCGCCAUCAAGUACAUGUUUGACUUCCUGGAUGAGCAGGCGGACAAGCACGGCAUCCAUGACCCCCAUGUCCGGCACACUUGGAAGAGCAAUUGCUUGCCGCUGCGAUUCUGGGUCAACGUGAUCAAGAACCCCCAGUUUGUUUUUGACAUCCACAAGAACAGCAUCACAGACGCCUGCCUGUCAGUGGUGGCCCAGACCUUCAUGGACUCCUGCUCCACCUCGGAGCACCGGCUGGGCAAGGACUCCCCCUCCAACAAGCUGCUCUACGCCAAGGACAUCCCCAGCUACAAGAGUUGGGUGGAGAGGUAUUACUCGGACAUCGGGAAGAUGCCGGCCAUCAGCGACCAGGACAUGAACGCUUACCUAGCUGAGCAGUCCCGCAUGCACAUGAAUGAGUUCAACACGAUGAGCGCGCUCUCCGAGAUCUUCUCCUACGUGGGCAAGUACAGCGAAGAGAUCCUCGGAGCCCUGGACCACGACGACCAGUGUGGGAAGCAGAAACUGGCCUACAAACUAGAACAAGUCAUAACCCUCAUGAGCAUAGACAGCUGAGAACUGACCUUCCAGGGCCGCCCUGGAGAGGAGACACACCAAGCCGUGCCUCAGUCUAGAUCAUCAUCUUUACCAAGUGCAAGUUCCCACUGGCUCGUGGUGGCGACAGUGUCGUCGUCGCAGACGCAACCUGUCACUCUCGUCACCUUCUGCCCGCUCGCCGCCUCCUCCCACCCCUUCUCACAGGCUCCUGACAACGAUGGGGCAAGCCCAGCCGGGCCCUGGGGAGACGGCGGCGGGGCCCCUUGGGUGCACUGGGAGAGGAGGGCACUUGCUGCCCAACUGCUGCUGCCUUCCCCCUCCCCCCGUCUCUCAGCAAACCCCGGCCCCAGAUCCGGGUGAGGUUCUCUGAUUGUGGUGGGGAGGGGAUCCCCUCCAGGCCCCACCCAUUGCCCUACACCUCCCCAGCUGCCAGGGGAGGGAAGCUCAGUAUUGACGAUGAGCGACGAGGCGGCCCCUCCCUGCCAUCCCUCGCUGCCCCAUGCCGCACGGCUGGGGCUCGGACGCCACACGGUUCCGGGAAUGGAGGCUGGGGUGAGCGGAGGCUUGGGGAGGCCAAGCCACCCAGCCCCCACUGGCCCAACCCUCUGUGCCCUUGGCCACGGCCCCCGCUGAGUGGGGACCAGCUGAGGACCGGACAGGAAGAGCGCUGCAUUUCACUUUGCCGGGAGCUGGCCCCUCUCCGCUCUGAUUCGCCUCCCUUCCCAUGCAGGGUGCAGGCCGCCUUUCUCCCUAUUCCUUGAAAGCGGUGUCUCAUUUCCACUCCUUGCCCUUCUGCAGCCACCAGCCCUGGAGGAGUUCCUUCCCAGGCUGCCCAGUGGGCAUUGUCCGGCUGCCCCGCGGGCCAGUGGGGCGUGGUGGAAGUUCACACUGUGGCUUGGAGAUUUCUACCUCCAGCUGUCCUGGCCCUGCCACCGGGCUCCUCCACCAACAGCUAAGCGGCCUUCUCGGGGCCCCUACUGGUCUCCCCCUCUCUCCUUCGGAUGCCACAGGAAACUCUUCCGGAGCUUGGAGCUGGGGGUGAACUCCCACAAACUCCAGCUGCUGCAAGGACCGAGACACAGCUCAGAGCCAGGCCCAAGCACACACCUGGAAGAGAGAGAGGAGCGGAGUCUGCCUGACCAUGCCGUCUGUCCAGAAUGUGUUCUCCGAGAACAAGAUCCAGGUUCCUCUCCUGACCCCCGUGGGCCAGAGUAGCCCUCUGGGGGCUUUGGCACCUAGAGUACCAGAACUGGCACGCUCUCUCCAAGAAGAAACUGGGGGCAGCGGGCAAGCUGCCAGGUUGUCCGGCUCCGGGCCGCCAGCCCCCGCUCACCCGGGCCUCCUCCUACCAAUCUCCCCCAUGGUGCUUGGAAGAGGGAUGGCGGCUCCGGCGGGUCCUGGCAGAGCCGAGGGAGGCAGCUGGGAUCUCACAGAGCAGACGUUCCUUUGGCGUGUGGGUGUGUACGUGUGGGUGUGUGGGUGCGCUUGUGUGUCUGUGCGUAUGCAGCAAGGGAAGCUAAGGUUUCUUCGUGUUUUGUGUUUUUGUUUGUGGAUUCUUCCCAGCAGAUCAACUCAUCCUGCACCUUAUGGACGUUCUAACACCCCUUACUGGGGCUGGGGGCGAGGCGGGGAGGGAAGUCGCCUUCCCCUAAGGCGACCAGUGAAGUCACUGACAAAGCAUCCUGGAGGGACAGGAGCCAGAACAAUUGACUCUCCGUUCCCCCUCCUACAACCAGCGGCAGGCAUGGGGGAAGAGAGCCUGCAUGGAGACGUGGGUGAGGGGAGUAAGGGUAAGGAAAACAAAACAAAACAAAAAAACCAAAGGUUUCGAUGAACGAAGUGCCAGGUCGAGCAAAGUUGAGCUUAUUUUCUAGAUUGUUUUAUUCCUUCCUUCCCCACCUUGGCUGUGACCAGGCCGGGAAGUGGGCUGGAGCGGGCCCUCAGAGGCCAACUUUUUUUGCACAUGUGAAGUAGCUGGAGGAGGAGACAACUGAGACACAAACCUAUAUGAAACACAAGUGGGCUGAGUGCAAACAGGUGUGUGUAUAUGUGAGUGUGAGUGUGAUUCCGGUUUUCAUUUUUAUUUUUUGCACAGCUAGAGGGGAAAAAAUAUGAACAAGCAGAAAUGAAACUGUCAUUAUGCUGUCAAAUUUUAUUUUUUUUGCAGAAUUUAUAUUUUGCCGGUACAGAUUUUCACCGUUUUGUUGUGGUUGUUGAGAAAGCUUCAAGCACCUCAGAGUAAUCUACCAAUCUACAGGAACCCAGAGGGGUGAAGAGGCGAGACCCCCUGAACCGCGGUUAGUUGCCGUCCCCCUCCCUCAUCAUCCUCACUCUCCUCUGUCCCCAUGGGCAAAGAUGGUUCUGAUUUCAGCCCAAUGGGGUCGAGGCCCUUGAAUCUUUCUCUGGCUCUCUCAACAUCCUCCUUUCUGCUCUGGUCCCAGACCAGGCCGGGGUGGUGAUGGGUAAAGGUGCUCUUCCUUUCUUCCCUCUCUUGCUCCCCUCUAUCUUGCCUUGUAGGUUUGGAUCCCUUUCCACUUAUUUGUUGGGCAAAUUAUCAGUGCACAUGAUCCGGUGAAAGGUGAAAUCCCAAGGCCCAGGGUUGUGGGGGGGCUGGUGGUUAGGCCCCCUCCCCACCGGCCCCCAGCCACUUACCUCACUACCAGGGGGGAAGGGGUGUUGCCACUGCCCCCUGCAACUGGCCCUCGGGUCAAAUCUCUGUUAAGGUGGAACCUUUAUUGAGCACUGGGGACGUCAGGUCCCGGGGCUGAAGGGAGCCGACUCAGCCCCGGGGCCUGUGUCUGCUGGAGGGACAGCAAAUGCUGGUGGCCCAGGGAAGAUGGGGCUCCCCAAGGGGCUCCCCACAAUAGCCGGGGGAGCAAAAAGCGCAGAGCCCGCUGACCCUUGAAGUGGGAGGCUGGCCUGUUGGCUGACCCAGUGGCUUGUCCGGCUUAGUCCCCACUUGAUGACAGUAAAGGGGCAGUUGACAUGGGUAUGGAAAUCGCUGAACUGGGGUGUGGUUUGUUUGGGGGGGUUUGCCCUGUAAGGUGGACAGAAGCUUUAGAUCUGGGCCUUUCUACCACCAGCAGCAGCUUUUACUCUUGACAAGACCCGCUGGCUGGGGCCAAGUGCAGGUAGGGCGACAGGCUUGACUGGAACCCUAGGCCAAAACAUUUUAGCCCCAUCUCUCCUCCUCUUGGCUUGGGCCCUUCCAGGUUGAUGAAGGUUUUGCCGACUGGGUAUGCUCACCCCCUGACUUAUCCUAGCCCUGUCCUCGGGUCUUCAUUUGUGUGUGACCCCACAGUGGCCUCCCAGCUCCUGUCAGCUUGGGUGUGUUUGUGUGUGUGGUGUGUGUGUGUAUGUGUGCGCGUCUGCACCUGUCCAUGUAAAUGUCCUAGGGUGCAAUUCCAGGUGGGUGCAGUCACCCCUACCUCUGUUCUGUUUCCGCUUUCCUUGCCCCAACGCAUGUGCCGUCUCUGUCUAAUGCAUGUAUAUUUUCCCUUCUUCCUCACUAGGCUCUCUGCCCUUGCUCCCACUACUUCACCUCCAGCAGACCUUCCCUAAACACUGCUGUCCCAGGCUGGGCCACCAUUGUCCAUUCAGUCCCCAGUGUAGACUCAGGGUUGUUCACCUAGAGGGGAAACUGGGUCAGUCCAAAGGGAUGCCUCCCUCGCUGCCCCGUUUCCACUGGCUUCCCAGGCUGGAACUACAUUUUGGAGAUAAGGUGGGACACGGCCUGGCAAGUCACUUUACUUCUCUGGGCCUUAGUUCCCUCAGCUGUAAAAUGGGGAUUGAGACUCUGAG